AUGUGGGGGGUGUGCAAGCUGAACGUGGACGGGGGUGUGUUGGAAGGGAGGGGUGCUUCACUUGGAGCUGUGAUUAGAGAUGAUGGUGGCAGGGUGAAGCUUGCGGCAUCCUGGCGUGGGGAUGAGUGUUGGAAUGCCAGCAUUGCUGAGGCCAAGGCUAUUCUUUGGGGACUCCAACUGGCUGUGGAGUUCGGCUUUCGCAAGGUGCAAGUGGAAAGUGACUGUCAAGGGUUAGUGACCGCAAUUCGUGAGCAAGAAAGGGGAGAUAGUUGUCUUCAUUUAAUAUUAGAUGAUAUCUAUCAUGUUUGUAAUUCUUUUGAGUCUGUUUCUUGGAGUUUAAUUCGUAGGGGUGGGAAUAAAGUCGCUCAUGAGCUUGCUCAUAGCAACAUGGGGGUGUUGGGUAGACAAGUUUGGCUUUCAAACUUUCCGAGUUGUAUCACCUCUUUGGUGAACACUGAUUCCCCUACUAAUGACAUUUAA
Chenopodium quinoa (quinoa) is the source of this 480-nucleotide messenger RNA. RefSeq lists its product as uncharacterized. The record is from RefSeq and is a predicted model, not a curated record. Gene Ontology annotation, molecular function: nucleic acid binding; RNA-DNA hybrid ribonuclease activity. The transcript has a single exon. The coding region runs from base 1 to 480 and encodes 159 amino acids. Lineage: Eukaryota; Viridiplantae; Streptophyta; Magnoliopsida; Caryophyllales; Amaranthaceae.